This is a messenger RNA of Hydatigera taeniaeformis, 270 nucleotides long. Lineage: Eukaryota; Metazoa; Platyhelminthes; Cestoda; Cyclophyllidea; Taeniidae. The record is from the annotation of a GenBank genome assembly.
AUGAAAGAUCUCUACGGCUUGUAUUUGGAGCCUUCAAGUUUUACCGAAUCCAUCAUCACCUCCUUCGAACUUUUAACAAAGUUGAGCAAAUUCGACAUUAACUUGAAUGAGGAGAGGAUCACCAUGGAAGGGGAACAAUGGCUAUCGCCAGAUCAGGACAGUGGUGACGUUCGGGCUUGGCCCAUCCUUCCCACACCACCGAUAUUUCUUAAUCGCAAAGCUCCUACCCUUCAGCAGACAUGUUGGGCAAACAAACUGAAGGGUGAUUAA